UGUGCACUGGCUCCGAUGCCCUUGAAGUCGCAGGCGCGGCUAUGAGGCGCGCUGACGAGAUGCCUCCCGAGUUCAUGCAUCCUAAGCUUCGCAUCCCUCACACGGCCUCCAACAAGGUUGACCGCAAAGCUCCGGCAGAGUAUUAUGCCUCGAUGGACAUCUCGACUUGGGAGGAGGCGCUAGCGAAGGAUCACGGUCGACUUGAAGACGACUCCUGGUCGCCGCUUGCGUCGACGGUACGCAAUGCAGUGGCUGAUCUGACAGGGACGCUUGCGGAGCGGAUGAAGAAGACGACGCCGCUUAGUGCUCUUGGCGUUGACUCGGCUGGCGACAUCCCGUCGCAUCGUACGAUCCAGUGUCUCACGAAGGCGAGCGAGGGCAAGAUCGACAAGGCCCCGUCGGCGUCUGCUUGGCGCGACGAGUUUGACAAGAAGUGGAGGCCGGCUGUGGGCCUGUGGCCCGAGCAAUCCAUGGUGAACAGGUGGAGCGCGUCACCCCCUGCACACCCUGUACGUACCCCUCUAUCCGCCACCGCGCCGGUUAUUAACGUCGUUGUAGUGCAAGAAGGCAUGCUCGGCGAGACCAUCAAGGAUCCAGCGACGUACUGGAUGCAUCGCUUGUUCCAUCUCGAGAAUGGCUGCGACAUCCAAACGCUGAUCAGCGCGUGGCCGUACAUUGCUGCCGCGAUUGGAUUGCGGAAGGAUGAUUACACACCCCCCUCUAUGGGCCGUCACGAUACUGGGGGAGGACAUCAGGAAACCGGCAAUGUUGCCCAGCAUGCACCACGUUCUUUACAACGCCACACCUACAAACUCCUACUCGACGAUGUGCUGCAAGUUCACGAUUGCCAACACGUAGCGCCACGGCUGCAGCUCACGUCCGCCGUGCCUCGUGCUUUCUUCCUCCUCGAGAAUCCGAAGAAGCCGCCCCCCUUUGGGAAUAGAUUUCGGUGCCGUUUGCGGACGAUUACGCUCGACCUUUUCCCGAUCUCUCGGAUGGCUCGCGCGACGUCAAGACCGGGCUCACGGCGCGCAAGCUGUAUCAUCGGAAGCGUCAAGCGCCAUCAACGCGUCGAAUGCUCCAGUUCUUCAACUUGCUUGAGCGACGAUUCUGGCCGCGUAUGUGCGGACCGAGAAGGUUGUGUUUGGCAAAACCCGGUCUUUGCGUACGAGGGCUCCUCGCUUGAGGGACUCGUGGCGCCAAUGAUCGCCACCCUUCCUGUCCCCGUCAACGUGGAUUCCUCAACAUCUGCUCGGCGGUCUUUGGUCGCCAUCGUCGAACGCUCUUCAGCCAGCAGGUCCUCGUCUUUCCUCAAUUUGCAGCACUUCCGUCGAGUCCUACGUCAUCCCCUUAACCAAGCUCUUUUUCCGGCAAUCUUCGUCAUGAAGUCCGUCGAUUCUGCGGACUCCGGCCUCCAGUUGGCGCCCCGUCUGUGGAGAGAAGCUGGCGAGCUGACGAACUUGACGGACGAGCGCCCUCUGGCGGUCAAUGUAUACGUUUCUAGCGAUAGGAUAUUUGUCCAUGUUUCCGGAAGUAAUGCAACGGUGCCUGCGGACAACGUCGAGCUUCCGGCUAAGCAAUGUGAGGCAGUCGUCCAAGCGCUGUUGCGCGAUUUGGCUAUCGACGACGAGGAUGUCCCUUCACUCAAGAGGCUGCUGCUCGGGCUGACAUCGUCUUCGCGGUUGCGAACAAGGCGGGAGGCUUCGGACGACUCUCUAAGCCGCAAGUCGUUCUUCGUGGCUCAACGAGCGGCUAUCGGCGCGGGCGCAGGUCUACCGGCGUUGUCGAACGAAGACCUGCCUCUCGCGCGCGCUUUGCUUGGAUUGUGUCGCGAGCGCCUCCCUUCUCAUCUGACGCCCGAUGUCAUCAUCCCCUUAACAUUCCUCCCCCUCAACAACACCGCGUUGGGGAUGUUUGAUAGAACGCGUCCUCGCCUGUUCUUCUACUCAUACCCUCUGUCGGCGAUAAACAGCCAGCAAAGCAAGAGUUCGGCCAUGUCCUUACCCCUCACCGACAAGGCGAAGCGCAUUCGGGAUAUGCUCAGUCCAGCCGCAGGAGUUCCAGCGGACGCUGUUCAAGCGACGCGGGCCUCUUCGUACCGCCUUACGUCAUUCUCGCCGGCCCUUCUCUCGAAAAAACUUGCGAAUGCCUCGGAAGUGCCCGUGGAUUCCAGGGAUGACAACGCCCAAUGGGAAGUGGCCCCCGACGUGCAGCAUGAAGCCAUCCAUCACGUCGCUGUAGUCGUCGAGGCGGUCCUUCCUUGCUUGCUACUGCAGGAAGGGUUUGUCGCCCUCACUCCCAACUCGCUCGAGCCGGUUGAUGUCGAUCACUUCGUCACCAUCCUCGAGGAGGGAACCGAUAUAACCAGGCUCAAGGCCGCCAUCAAGAACACCGUUUUGGCAAACCCGAUCCUGCGGAUGUGUUGCUUCACGGCGCAUGACGGCAUAGUGGACUUGAACCGUAUCGCAAAGAAGUCGCAGCGGAGAUAUCGCGAAAACAUCCCAUUCGGCGAGUCACUCCCGAUGAUCACGUCGGAGGUGAGGCGCAGAUACGCUGGAACAUUUGACUUGCAGCGCCCGUCGAUCGUCAAGCUGCUUCAGUACUUGGCUCGCCAGUCUUCAGACUCCGCUCGCGCAUUCUUCACCGAGUCUCUCGGCGACGCGCCUCGAAACCUUGCCUCCAGCGAUACGACGGCAGAAUCCAGGUAUCACCGUCUGCGUCUUGACUCGCCACUUUCUAUUCUGGAGAAGAGCACGAGGGCGCUGCAUGAUGGCCUGCAUGUUCUGGCGGUCACUGCCUUUGAGACCGCCCUGGCAGACUAUCGCAAACGCAACGACGCCGUUUUCGGGGUCGUUCUGUCAGGUCGGACGGUGGACGUCGACGGGAUUGCAGACAUGCUGGCGCCCUGCAUUACGACAGCACUAUGCUCGUUCACUACACAGACAUAUACAGAGAUGGCUAGCCAGGGGCGAGCCGCUCUUUCAUGCCCUCUUCAAUCUCGUUCGACAGGUUCGCCGAAGGAGUCGAGCGCAGAGAAACCUGAGCUAUGGGGAUCACUCUACAGCAAAGCCGCGCCUGACACCGGUAUGCUCACGGAGACCUUGUCGUCGGGCGGCACACUAUAUCUCGUGCCUCGUUCUCUGCAAUUGGACGGCUCCGUCAAGGGUGACGUCCUCCGGACCGCCAUCGAGAAGGUCGCGGCCUCGACAGACUUCUUGCGCUGCAGCUUCCACGCUACGGCCGAAGGCGAUCAUCCGUGGAUCGCGGCAGUGCAUGCUGUCGCGCCGCUCUCUUGGACAGAACACGAGUUCGCGUCGUCUGAAGAACUGCAUCGGCAAGCGCUGGAGAUCGUUUAG
Schizophyllum commune H4-8 is the source of this 3356-nucleotide messenger RNA. RefSeq lists its product as uncharacterized. NCBI's taxonomy places the organism in Eukaryota, Fungi, Basidiomycota, Agaricomycetes, Agaricales, Schizophyllaceae. The record is from RefSeq and is a predicted model, not a curated record. Gene Ontology annotation, cellular component: cytoplasm. Gene Ontology annotation, biological process: amino acid activation for nonribosomal peptide biosynthetic process; secondary metabolite biosynthetic process. Gene Ontology annotation, molecular function: phosphopantetheine binding. The transcript has 10 exons. The coding region runs from base 42 to 3356 and encodes 1104 amino acids.